AUGUGGAAAGAAGGAGCCUUGAUAGGCGCUGUGUGCUUCCGGUGCUACUUCAAAUACGGUCUGCUGGAGAUAGCAUUUCUUGCUGUAACGAGUGAUGAGCAAGUGAAGGGCUAUGGUACGCGGCUGAUGAAUCGACUGAAGGAGUUCAUCAAGCAGUGCAAUCCGCAUAUAGAGGCGGCCUCGCCAGAGUUUCGGCUGAUCACGCAUUUCAUAACGUAUGCGGAUAAUGCUGCUGUAGGGUAUUUUGCGAAACAGGGGUUCACCAAGCACGUCAAAGUUCCCAAGUACAUCUGGUCAGGGAUGAUCAAAUCGUACGAAGGUGCCCACAUGAUGUCGGUGGAGCUCGCCUUGGAUGUGAAUUAUCUCCGAGUGGCUGAUAUGCUCUCUGAAACUCGACAGAAGAUCUGGCAAGAUGCACUGUAG
This is a messenger RNA of Perkinsus marinus ATCC 50983, 423 nucleotides long. RefSeq names its product histone acetyltransferase gcn5, putative. Gene Ontology annotation, molecular function: histone H3 acetyltransferase activity. Gene Ontology annotation, cellular component: histone acetyltransferase complex. The coding region runs from base 1 to 423 and encodes 140 amino acids. The transcript is spliced from 4 exons. Gene Ontology annotation, biological process: chromatin remodeling; positive regulation of transcription by RNA polymerase II. NCBI's taxonomy places the organism in Eukaryota, Perkinsozoa, Perkinsida, Perkinsidae. The record is from RefSeq and is a predicted model, not a curated record.